Eubalaena glacialis (North Atlantic right whale) is the source of this 10676-nucleotide messenger RNA. RefSeq names its product semaphorin 5A (gene SEMA5A). Bases 641 to 3862 code for a protein of 1073 amino acids. The transcript is spliced from 23 exons. NCBI's taxonomy places the organism in Eukaryota, Metazoa, Chordata, Mammalia, Artiodactyla, Balaenidae. Gene Ontology annotation, molecular function: chemorepellent activity; semaphorin receptor binding. Gene Ontology annotation, biological process: neural crest cell migration; axon extension; negative regulation of axon extension involved in axon guidance. The record is from RefSeq and is a predicted model, not a curated record.
GCCGGCGGCGGCUGCUCUCCCUGCGUCCGCUCCCGCACGCCGCGCUCCCGCCGCGGGUGGGCUCCGCAGCGCCAGGCCGCUCGCGGUCCCUCCCCGGCGGCGGCCCCCACCCUCCACUUCUCUCGGCUGGGGCGGCCCGGCCCUUGUGGCGCAUCCGAGGGGCUCCCCUCUCCCACUCGGGCUCCUCUGCGGAGCUGGCUGGAGCACCCAAAUUUGCCUCCUCGUCCGACGACCCCGUUGGGCGCGAACCUGCUCAACCGCGGUCCGGCCGUGCGCCCGGGGACUGUGCGCCUGGCGCUCGAGUCGGCGCCCCAGCCCGGAGCGCAGCGAGUUGGGGGUGGCUCUGGGGAAGUGGCGGGGGCGGCGGCUGCUGCCUCGACUUCCCUCGCCGGGCGCUGAAGAAGACCCUCAGAGCCGCUCCGGGUCCCCGGCGCUGGAUGACUGGCACGAGGAGCGCGCCUCCCACCUGCACUGGUGUGUGAGAGUUGGGUUGCACUGCCCGAGUGACUGUGGAUCCUUUGUGUGAUACAUGAUCAAGGAAACGCUCUAUCCCUUCCCUCCUUGGCACUUUCCCCACAUGACGGGACGACGAGCUUCUGGUUAAAGACAAGUGUCCAGAGCCUAAGGUCUCCUGCCCACCAUGAAGGGACCCUGCGUCAUUGCGUGGCUCUUCUCAAGCCUGGGAUGGUGGAGACUCGCCCAGCCGGAGACAGACGCAUCUCAGUGCCAGAGAGCAGAGCACCCGGUCAUUUCCUAUAAAGAAAUUGGCCCCUGGUUGCAGGAGUUCAGAGCGAAGAAUGCUGUGGAUUUCUCGCAGUUAACAUUUGACCCGGGACAGAAAGAACUUCUUGUAGGAGCAAGAAACUACCUCUUCAGGUUACAGCUUGAGGAUUUGUCUCUGAUCCAGGCUGUUGAGUGGGAGUGUGAUGAAGCAACCAAGAAGGCCUGUUACAGCAAAGGCAAGUCCCAGGAGGAAUGUCAGAACUACAUCCGGGUACUGUUGGUGGGUGGCGACCGGUUAUUUACCUGUGGAACCAACGCUUUCACGCCGGUCUGCACCAACCGCACGCUGAGUAACCUGACGGAGAUCCAUGAUCAGAUCAGCGGCAUGGCGCGCUGUCCUUACAGCCCUCGGCACAAUUCCACGGCUCUCCUCACGGCGGGCGGGGAGGUCUAUGCAGCCACGGCCAUGGAUUUCCCCGGACGCGAUCCCGCUAUUUACCGAAGUCUGGGCGUCUUGCCCCCUCUCCGCACCGCGCAGUACAACUCCAAAUGGCUCAACGAACCAAACUUCGUGUCCUCUUAUGACAUCGGGAAUUUCACCUACUUCUUUUUCCGCGAAAAUGCCGCGGAGCAUGACUGUGGGAAGACCGUGUUCUCCCGAGCUGCCCGGCUCUGCAAGAACGACAUCGGGGGCCGGUUCCUGCUGGAGGACACCUGGACCACGUUCAUGAAGGCCCGUCUCAACUGCUCCCGCCCUGGCGAGCUCCCUUUCUACUACAAUGAGCUGCAGGGCACCUUCUUCCUGCCUGAGCUGGAUCUGAUCUACGGCAUCUUUACCACCAACGUGAACAGCAUCGCCGCCUCCGCCGUGUGCGUCUUCAACCUCAGCGCUAUCUCGCAGGCCUUUAACGGGCCCUUCAAGUACCAGGAGAGCUCUCGGUCUGCCUGGCUGCCGUAUCCCAACCCUAACCCCAACUUCCAGUGCGGCACCGUGGACCAGGGCCUGUAUGUGAACCUGACGGAAAGGAACCUGCAGGACGCUCAGAAGUUCAUCCUGAUGCAUGAGGUAGUGCAACCAGUGACUGCAGUGCCCUCCUUCAUGGAGGACAACAGCCGCUUUUCCCACGUGGCCGUCGACCUGGUGCAGGGCAGGGACGCGCUCAUCCACAUCAUUUAUUUGGCCACAGAUUACGGCACCAUUAAAAAAGUGCGGGCGCCCCUGACUCAGACCUCGGGCAGCUGUUUGCUGGAAGAGAUGGAGCUCUUCCCCGAGAGGCGGCCGGAGCCCAUCAGAAGCCUGCAGAUCCUCCACAGCCAGAGCGUCCUGUUCGUGGGUCUGCGGGAGCACGUGGCCAAGAUCCCACUGAAGAGGUGCCAGUUCCACCACACGCGCAGCGCCUGCAUUGGGGCCCAGGACCCUUACUGUGGCUGGGAUUCGGUGAUGAAGAAAUGCACGAGCCUGGAGGAGAGCCUGAGCAUGAUGCAGUGGGAGCAGAGCAUCUCCACCUGUCCUAUGAGGAAUCUCACCGUGGAUGGGCACUUCGGCGCGUGGUCUCCGUGGACGCCAUGCACGCACACCGACGGCAGCACCGUGGGAUCCUGCCUCUGCCGGACCCGCUCCUGCGACAGCCCGGCCCCCCAGUGCGGCGGCUGGCAGUGCGAGGGCCCCCGCAUGGAGAUCGCUAACUGUUCCAGGAGUGGAGGCUGGACCCCCUGGACCUUGUGGUCUCCCUGCAGCACCACCUGCGGCAUCGGCUUCCAGGUGCGCCAGAGGUCCUGCAGCAACCCUACUCCGCGGCACGGGGGCCGGGUGUGUGUGGGACAGAACCGCGAGGAAAGAUACUGCAAUGAGCAUCUGCUGUGCCCCCCCCACAUGUUCUGGACAGGCUGGGGUCCCUGGGAACGGUGCACAGCGCAGUGUGGAGGCGGCAUUCAGGCUCGCCGCAGAACCUGCGAGAAUGGUCCUGACUGUGCGGGCUGUAGUGUGGAGUACCAGCCUUGUAAUACCAACCCAUGCCCUGAGCUGAAGAAGACCACACCCUGGACACCCUGGACGCCUGUCAACAUCUCUGACAAUGGGGGCCACUACGAGCAGCGAUUUCGGUACACGUGCAAGGCCCGCCUGCCUGAUCCAAACUUGCUGGAAGUGGGAAGGCAGAGAAUUGAGAUGCGGUACUGUUCUAGUGAUGGAACCAGCAGCUGCUCCACCGACGGCCUUUCUGGUGAUUUCCUGCGUGCUGGGAGAUACUCUGCCCACACCGUCAACGGGGCCUGGUCAGCCUGGACCUCAUGGUCACAGUGCAGCCGAGACUGCAGCAGGGGCAUUCGCAACCGGAAGCGUGUUUGCAACAACCCAGAGCCCAAGUUUGGGGGCAUGCCUUGCCUGGGCCCCUCCCUGGAAUACCAGGAAUGCAACAUCUUGCCCUGCCCAGUGGAUGGCGUGUGGUCUUGCUGGUCCUCCUGGUCAAAGUGCUCAGCGACAUGUGGAGGUGGACAUUACAUGAGGACCCGCUCGUGCACAAACCCAGCCCCCGCCUAUGGAGGCGACAUCUGCCUGGGCCUGCACACGGAAGAGGCUCUCUGCAACACGCAGCCCUGCCCCGAGAGCUGGUCGGAGUGGUCAGACUGGUCCGAGUGUGAUGUGUCUGGAGUCCAGGUCCGCAUCCGCCAAUGCAUUCUUCUGUUCCCUGUGGGCAGCCAGUGUUCCGGAAACACCACGGAGAGCCGGCCCUGUGUUUUUGAUUCCAAUUUCCUCCCAGAAGUAUCUGUGGCAAGAUCCAGCAGUGUAGAAGAGAAAAGGUGUGGAGAGUUCAACUUGUUCCACAUGAUCGCCGUGGGGCUCAGCAGCUCCAUCCUGGGCUGCCUUCUUACGCUGCUUGUCUACACCUACUGCCAGCGGUACCAGCAGCAGUCCCACGAUGCCACCGUCAUCCACCCCGUUGCGCCCGCCCCUCUCAACACCAGCAUAACUAACCACAUCAACAAACUGGACAAGUAUGACUCGGUGGAGGCCAUCAAGGCAUUUAACAAAAACAACUUGAUCUUAGAGGAAAGAAACAAAUACUUCAACCCUCAUCUCACUGGGAAGACCUAUUCUAAUGCCUACUUUACAGAUCUCAAUAACUAUGAUGAGUACUAAGAGUUCUUCUAUUUUUGGCUUCCUGUAACUGCCCCAGUUCCUCAAGGCCUGUGCUCCCUGACUGCCCAUGUCUCCAAGACUUCAGAGAUGGAGUUUGGAUACAUCUCAAGUGCAUUUCAAGCCACGAGUGUCCCAUUGCUGCCAAAAAGACACGUUCUUAAAAGCAACAAAAAUCUAAUCGUGACAUUGUGAAAAUCUGGUCUACAAUUCUUGAUCAUUGUUUAAUGAGCCAUGGUGUGCAGGUUUCUUUUAUUGUGUUCAGUCCAUUUUUCUAACAAGUCAGUUGUUUUCUUGAGCUUUUUCAUAACUGUACCACCCACAAUGGAAGGGGUCUUUAGAAAUAUGAACAUCUUCUUGACCUUGAGCGUAAAUCUUCAUGAUGUUUUAAUUCAAGAAAAUAGGCACUUUAUAUGAGAGCCUCCCCACCUCCACACGGUUUAUAGUAUUGAUAAAAUGAAGAAUCUGAAUGUGGCCAUACAAUGACUCACCAUGGAUCUCCAUCUUCUCAAUCUGGAUGAUACCGUGUGUGUUUGGACUUGGAAUGCUUCUUGCCUGAGGACUCCCAGGGAUUCAACCUGGCUUAUAUCUUCAAAGGUGAUGGUAUGAGGUGUGAGAUGCUCUACCCUUGGUCUUGCUGCCGUUACUGUAUUGUCCCUGGGGGAGGUGAGUGUAAAGAACAGAGGUACAGACACGAUGAAGGGGGAACGUGUUCUACAUGCUGUUGUGAAGCUCGCCUUCUUCUGACUUGUGGAUUUCAUGGCAUUUCAGGGAGCUCCUUGUCGUGCAUCGGCCUGGUAGCCCACCUGUCUGGUCCACAGUAACAUCCUAAAGAACCACUCUGUAAAAUAACCACUUGUUUAGCAUUUGGAUAACAGACUCUACACCUCCCCUCUCUCUGCAAAGAAAAAUCUUGAACAUUCAUGAUACUAAUGAAGAAAGUAUUGAAAGGACUGAAAUAUAAUUGAAAACAACUUUUUUUAUUUUCCAUGUUACGGAAAGUAUUGAAAAACCUGACAUUUAAUGAAAAGCAACUUUUUUAUUUUCCAUCUCCCUGAUAGAACUAAUGUAUGGCCAUCAGCCCCUACCAAGAGCAUUAAUGAUGUGUAAAGCUGGCUUUCUGCAGCUUGUUGCUGUACAUAUUGAAGUGCUCCCCAAGUACCAAGCUGUCAUUUGCUGCCUCUAGUUCAGGUGAGGAGGAGAUGUUUAGCUGCGGUGCCUCUUGUUUUUUAUCUCAGUGCUGCUUUGCCAUCCAUCCACUCCCACUUCUCCUUGCAUGGGGGCAAGAGCAUUUCAAGAAGUACCUUGAGAAGUCAGGGUGUUUGCAAGUAAGGUUUUUAAUGAUCCCAUGGUUCUGAGCUUCGAUCAUUCAUAAGCAUUUCAGGGUGUUAUGAUACUAUUCAGAGGGGUCCCCAGGAGAAAAAAAAAACAGGAUAAAUUACUCGCAAAAAACUGAUGCAUAACAUAUGGCAGUUAGUUGAAUAAUUAUUGAAAGUAAGAACAAGAUUGAAAUUAUUCAUUUUAUGCCUCUGGGUGUCGUGAUAAAGGCCUGGGUGGACAUAAAAACAUGUUCUUAUUGAUAAAUGAACCUUCAGAUCUGGGAAAACUUACAGUGUGGGCAUUGAGGGACACAGACUCUUAGCCUACAUAGGUUGGUUAGCUUUUCACCCUAUCCAAUUUAAAGAUUUGAAAAAUCCUAUGUUUAGUAAUGAAUGUUGGUGAGUUCAAAAUAUUCUUAUAUGCCCAAAUUUUCAGAAACGGAUCUACUAAAAUUAAAGUCUAAAUUGUAGUUGGGCUCUGGGAGGUCUGAUAGAUUUCAAAUGAAUGAUUUUCCGGGUCUUUCCAGUGAGAAGUUCAUGCUACAUCUCCCGUAUUCCUUGUAUGCUGUAUGAGAUUGCUCUGUUUCUACGCAAAGUCCACACUUAGGAAGUGAAAUUUAGCCAGGUAGUUUUCUAAUUGUCCUUGGGUUGGAUUUUCAUUGGAUGCUUCAACCUGUCUCAUCACUUUCCUAUAAGAAAAAUGUCCUCAUUUGUGUAGCGCAUUUUAGCCGGUUUUUUAAUUCCUCCCCCGCAAUAUUUUCAAAGCUUAAAAGUUCAUUCUCUUUCCCCUAGGAAAGAGGAUAUUGAUAUUUUAAAAAAGCAUCACUGGUCUUGAUGGGAAAUGCUUCCCAAAUGACAUCAAAGUUGGUCUUUAAUCAAUCUUGUGCAAUGACUAGGGAAACCACCCUUCCCUACAACAGAAUUUUCGUGUUGUUGAUUACAUAAAUCUUUACAAUUAUCACUGCAAAGAAAUUCACUCAUUUUUGUUCCCUGACACUCUAUUCAAAAGAAAAUUGUUCUCCUCUCUCUCUCGUCCUCCUUCCCUCCCUCCAUCCCUCCUUCUUACUUAACAGGAUAUCAAUUUGUUUAGUUUUAGCUAUAAUCCAAGUAUUUUAAGCAUCUAUGGAAUAACUUUUGUUUUCCCAUCAGUGUAGAGCUGUUGCUUAUGUGUCUAUGCUUCCCCUCCGUACCCCUCAUCAAGCCCCCAUGUGAUGGGCUUUCACAUUGGUACCUACCACUUCUGCUGGAACCUUCAUAAAGCACCUCUUCCUUAGGCUGGGAUGGUUGGGAUUCCUGGCAACACUUGUCACAUUUUAAAUUACUGUGUGACUUCUUCAUUCUCUUUAUCUUUUCCCUCCCUCCCUUCCUUCCUUCCUUCCUUCCAUCCUUCCUUUCUUUCUGGUACAAGCGGUGCAGAUAGAGACUAAUAUUUUUAAAUUGCAUCUCUCUGAGCCUAACAUCAAAUGACAUUAAUCACAGUUUAAUUUCUAGGGUUAUUUCUGGAUACAAUUGAAGUUUGGCUGGUUUUCAUUAGGAAACUGGCUUUAAUCUCACAUUUAAAUUCUUUGGAAGUGAUUCCCCAUGCUCAGUGCUUUCUCUAGACUAGACUAGUCACUGUCUAAUAUCAACCCUGCAGUGCCACAGAAUCCCUGCUUGCUGCAUAGCGGGUGACCUUCCCCAAAUAGCUCUGUAGAUGAUGGCUUUGAUGACACUGAGGGCUUUGUCACCCCAAAUGACAUGGACUCCAUGAAUUCUGAGGUGCUCUGGGGGCGCAGGAUCAGCCUCUGUUGCGUAAAGACCCAGCAUCCCCAGACUUGGGUGUUUCUUUACCCAGUUGUCUGAUUUGCUUUAGGCAUGUUUCUGUGCUGCUGCCCCUGGAAACUUACGGGAGGAUCUUAACUUCCCUGCUCCUUCAGAGACAUUUCACUAAGCCUAUAGAUUCUGACUAGAAUCGGCAUUGAUACUGGGAAAAAAGAGGGUUCCCUGUGUGUGUCAAGGGUGGGCAGAGAUUUUAAAGGAGCUGAGAGGAGUAAAGGGUGAGUGGACGUGAGGGCUCCCUGCCAUGGAGAAGCCUCUGUCCCCAGGAAGGGUCAGCCCAUGGGAACGGCGUGAGCCAGGGGUCUGGCCCCAUUGACUCACCAGUGAUGCCAAAGAGAAAGGAAGCGAAUGUGGGAGAAGGUGACCUUGAAAAGAAGGGGACCUGGUCCCUCCCAGCCGAGUGUCCUGGACAGUCCCAGGUGGGGACCCACGAUCCACUUGCACAGCCCUGUGGGCUGAUCCCUGGAUCUUCCAGGAUCAACUACCCAGAGUGCAGGCGAAGGUGCCUCUAUUUCCUUAUUUAUUUGCAAAAGGGUGAAAUUCAUAGGAAUCAAAGGCUGUGUGGUGAGAGUUCCCACUGGAAUCUUUGGUAGAGUUCGUGAGUCACAUGCCUUCAAAGUUAUGGACAAAGUCUCAGCAGGGGAAUCCCAGGGGCUACCUGAAGGGAUGCUGUUUGUGUAUCCGCAGAUCAAAGGAGAUUUUAUUUAAAGAUGUAUCAAGUCUGCACUCAGCUAGUCAUUUUGUGUAAACACGUCCUUAAUGCACAUUGGAGGUGCAGCCUCCUUAGUGUCUGAAUUUACAAAUAUCCCAGUGCCCCUUUUUGAGAUUUCCGUCACUUUUAGAAUCAAUCAUGUCCAUUACCCCAACACUGUCAAACCACUUUCAGCAUUGACUUAGCGCUGCGGGCAUCAACUUUCCUUAGCCCCAGGGUGUCUUUUAUAUUUCAGUGGAGUUUUCUUAUGUGUGGCAUUUUGGGGUAACUAUAUUUAAUUCUGUCUUUCUGUUUCAAAAAGUGACUCUGGAACAUCUAUCCAGAGGCAACAGGUAGGGUAGCAGUAGUGGAUGCCAAGCACUGAGUCUGACUCCAAGCCGCUGCUCUCCAUGUGGCAGGGCUGUGCUUAAAUCCCACAGCUCCAAUAGUCCUCGUUCAUGAAGGCAGGGAAUUAAAACACUAACCUUAAAUCUACUCAUAUGCAAACUCUCUGCUCUUAUUUUUUAAGAUGAUGCAAAUUGGAGUACACAGAUCUCAUUGGCCAUGCCCAGCACAUUUAUUCCUUCUACUGUUUCUAUCAUUUCAUGGUAAUUUAUGUUGGCUUGGUGAUUCAUGUUGACAUGACAUUACCAAAAUUGAUUACCUCUGAUUACCUAUCCUUAACUAUUAUCAGACACUAUAAAGCCAUUCUGAUCAAUGGGUGUGAAGUGGGAGAACAUUCAUUUUGGCCUGAGAAAUGUACAAAAGGGAAUGCCAAAUAUUUCAAGUGUAUUACCAUGUAAGAUAAAAUAUUUGGAGACCAGUGGCCAUUGUGGAAUUUAUUUCUGCUGUUCUCUCCUAUUGAAGUCAUUAAUAUUAGUUGAUUUAAAGAUGUUUUGUGACUCUAUAAAUACAGAACCAAUGCAUUCUGGUUAUCCAUUUUGAUAACCUGAUAAAACACAAGAAAAUAUAUUGCUUUCAUCCUUGCUUAUUUUCUCUUUUGGAAAUUGAAAAGUAACAAACAAGACGUAAAGUUGGACUAUUGGCAGGGAUUUUUAAAAUGACUAUUCCAUACUCUUUUUUAUGGUUUUAUGUUAAAGAUGUGUUAUAGAUAUUUUUGUAGCAGAUGGAUCAAAGUGGGAUUUUUUUUUAAUGAUCAUAAGUUACAUCAUCAAAAAUUUGGUACAUGUUUCAGAAGCAUUAGGAAUGGCGACCUGUUCUCUUUUGAAAUGUAAGUUCACAUUGCAAAGGGUCUAAGAGCAUCAUCAAAACUAAAAUCAGGGCUUCCCUGGUGGCACAGUGGUUGAGAAUCUGCCUGCCAAUGCAGGGGACACGGGUUCGAGCCCUGGUCUGGGAAGAUCCCACAUGCCGCGGUGCAACUGGGCCCGUGAGCCACAACUGCUGAGCCUGCGCGUCUGGAGCCUGUGCUCCGCAACAACAGAGGCCGCGACAGUGAGAGGCCCGCGCACCGCGAUGAAGAGUGGCCCCCGCUCGCCGCAACUAGAGAAAGCCCUCGCACAGAAACGAAGACCCAACACAACAAAAAUAAAUAAAUAAAUAAAUUUAUAAAAACAAAACAAAACAAAAUCAGAGCCUGACAUGAGUGUACUGUUCCUAGUGAAAGCUGUCUCAUAUAGUAUUUUCUAAAGACCAUAUUAGUUCUGCCAUAGAAAAGAAAAAAAACCCAAAAAACUAUCAAGCUUAUUACCCAUGAUUCAGUACCAAUUCUCAUUCAGGCAAACAUGUUUUACUUUGUUGCCAUGAUGACAGUAACUAGUGAAAGAUACUUUAAGAAGACCAGAAGGGAGAAAAAUUGAGAUAGAAAACCACUCUAUGGUAUUUCUUAAACUAACAUGUUGGAUGGGCAAUAAAAUUCAUUCCACCUCUUCCAUAUCAGUCAGAAAUCUGAGGCCAGCAGUUCAAACACAAUCCUGUUCUUUCUCAUAUUUUUGGCAACUUAAUGCCAAAAAUGGCCCAAAUAUUAGAGUUCAAAAUGAUCCCAGUUUUAGAUAAACACAAGCUGGGAGAGCAAAAUCUGGAUUCCAGAAAAUCCAAACUAUCCUCCUAACAUGUCACUAAGAAAGAGCCUGAUGAGUAAGUGCAGAUGGUUUAAUUUCCUAUUACAAGUUGCCAGUGCCUUGUUUAAGAUAAUGAUUUGUCAUUUCAUCUGGAUAUUAUUGGUUGAAAGCAGAGGACUGAUUGGCUAUACUUUGAAGAAAAUCAUUCUUAUAUGCCUCUCUGAACUCAGGAAUAGAAAAUGAAGAAGAAGCACAUCAUUGUCAGAUGUGAUUUCCACCCGCACUGGGGCUAUGAUGCCAGAAUGGGUGCCACGGUGUGUUCAGAAUUUAGGUGAACCCAGCCUUCCAGAAACUGACAUCACUUUAAUUUUACAUUUUCCAAAAAACACCUUAACGUUUGUUCUGUAGUAGGAAUGUCAAUGGGAUGCCUAUAGAAGUUAGAGGGUUUUGUUACUGUCUGUCUUCAGGCAAGUCUGUAGAUACAGGAAAAUCAGACAUAGGCUGGUGAUGACUGGCACAGAUAUGGUGAGUGGAAUGAGAACCACCUAGAAUAUCGCCUGCUGUUUGUUUGUUUGAAGUCAAUGUCAAAACUGCUUCGUAAGUUCACAAAGUUUUCAUUCUUAAUUUGGGUUAAGAAAGUUAACAGUGUUUUCUCUGCUAAAUUUGAUUCCUUUUCCCCUGUAUCAUGACUGUUGGCCAAAAUCAAACUUGAACUUCUGCACUUUGGAAGAAAGCACCCUAUGAACCUUCAACACAAGCACCUACAUCCACCACCAAAAUUCUACACUGUCUGCAAGGGAAGUGCACAAACUUGGUCCAAUGUAGGAUUCUUCAAAAGUGUGUUAACUGAAUUUGUGUGUUAUGCCACUUGAUGGGACUUCUGAAGAUGUUAUGAAAUGUUAAAUGCCUCAUUCUGUGUUAAUUUGCUGUUGCUGUUCUGUGAUACAAAAUAAACGUAUUUGGGAUUGUUU